Molecule: messenger RNA, 378 nt
Organism: Zalophus californianus (California sea lion)
Lineage: Eukaryota; Metazoa; Chordata; Mammalia; Carnivora; Otariidae
Gene: RPS28
Product: ribosomal protein S28
Exons: 4
Coding region: 73-282 (69 amino acids)
Biological process (GO): ribosomal small subunit assembly; maturation of SSU-rRNA; translation
Cellular component (GO): ribosome; cytosolic small ribosomal subunit
Molecular function (GO): structural constituent of ribosome
Source: RefSeq, a predicted model, not a curated record
CUAGAAUGUAGUAUAAAAGGUCUUCUCGGAGCACGUGACCCCUCUCCGCCCGACCGCCGCCGCGCCGCCAUCAUGGACACGAGCCGUGUGCAGCCUAUCAAGUUGGCCAGGGUCACCAAGGUUUUGGGCAGGACCGGCUCGCAAGGACAGUGCACGCAGGUGCGCGUGGAGUUCAUGGACGACACGAGCCGCUCCAUCAUUCGCAACGUGAAAGGCCCCGUGCGCGAGGGGGAUGUGCUCACCCUGUUGGAGUCAGAGCGAGAAGCUCGGAGGUUGCGCUGAACUUGUGGCUGGGUCCUGGAUGUCUGGGUCGACCACUUGGCUCACAGGGAUGAUCUGCGAUUGUUAAUAAAGUGUUUAUGUUGUAUGUAAACUCGG